AUGGAGAAUACAAGAUAUACAGAUGAAUCUAAAUCAUCGGAUGCAAGAAUUGACCAAUUGGAAAGGAUGGUUGUGUUACUGACUGAAUCUUUGAGACAACAACAGAGACAACCAUUUCCAUCUCCUCCUCCUCCACCAAUCCUAGUUGAACCACACAAUAAUGAUGACACUAUUGCCCUGGCACAAAAAUUUAAUAAAAUGAAGCCGCCAACCUUCCAGGGAGGUCUUGAUUCAAUGAAAGCUGAGGCAUGGGCCUUGGAUAUAGAAAAGUUGUUUGAGGUUUUCCCAUGUACAGAGGUGCAUAAGGUUUUACUAGCCACCUUUACUCUGCAAGAGGAAGCAAGACAGUGGUGGAUGCUUGUUCGAGACAAUAAUGGCUCCAUGACAUGGGUUCAAUUUAAAGAAGUCUUUUAUGAAAAAUACUUUCCACAAUGUGUCCGAGUUCGCAAGGUGUCUAAGUUUGAGCAGUUGAAACAAGGUAAUUUGUCUGUGGCUGAAUAUGAGUCUAAAUUUACAGAGCUUGCUUGGUAUGCGCCACACAUGGUCAAUUCUAACUACAAGAAAGCUAGAAAAUUCGAGAGUGGACUGAAAGUUGAGGUGCUGGACUGGGUGAAUGUUCUUAAACUGACAAAGUAUGUUGAUGUUCUGGAUAAAGCUCUUAUGGCUAAAGCAAAUAUCACAGCAUUAAAACAGGCCAAGACACCGAGUAGGAGGGGAAAAGUUAAGGGUUUAACUUUAAGAAGGGCUAGAACAACUCGAAUAACUAACAGAAUAAGAAACAUAAUACAAGGUCGUUGA
Molecule: messenger RNA, 798 nt
Organism: Camellia sinensis
Lineage: Eukaryota; Viridiplantae; Streptophyta; Magnoliopsida; Ericales; Theaceae
Source: RefSeq, a predicted model, not a curated record